Panthera uncia (snow leopard) is the source of this 2519-nucleotide messenger RNA. RefSeq names its product solute carrier family 45 member 2 (gene SLC45A2). The record is from RefSeq and is a predicted model, not a curated record. Lineage: Eukaryota; Metazoa; Chordata; Mammalia; Carnivora; Felidae. The transcript is spliced from 7 exons. Gene Ontology annotation, biological process: transmembrane transport. Gene Ontology annotation, cellular component: membrane. Bases 1 to 1593 code for a protein of 530 amino acids. Gene Ontology annotation, molecular function: sucrose:proton symporter activity.
AUGGGCGGCAACAUCGGGCAGCUUGGCAGUCGCACCUACGAGUCCCUAGCUGACGAUGAGCCCUUGGACCCUGAGGAGCCCCCCAAAAGACCCACCGGCAAUCUCAUCAUGCACAGCAUGGCCAUGCUUGGCCGGGAGUUUUGCUACGCAGUGGAGGCGGCCUACGUGACCCCAGUCCUGCUCAGCGUGGGGCUGCCCAAGAGUCUGUACAGCAUGGUGUGGCUCCUCAGCCCCAUCCUGGGAUUUCUGCUGCAACCCGUGGUGGGAUCAGCCAGCGACCACUGCCGGGCCAGGUGGGGCCGGCGAAGACCAUACAUCCUCAUCCUGGUCAUCAUGAUGCUCUUGGGCAUGACUCUGUACCUCAACGGGGACGCUGUGGUAACAGCUUUGAUUGCUGAUCCAAGGAGGAGGCUGAUUUGGGCCAUAACCAUCACCAUGAUAGGUGUAGUUCUCUUUGAUUUUGCUGCUGACUUCAUUGAUGGGCCCAUUAAAGCCUACUUAUUUGAUGUCUGUUCCCAUGAGGAUAAGGAGAGGGGCCUCCACUACCAUGCCCUCUUCACGGGUUUUGGAGGUAUGCUGGGUUACCUUUUGGGUGCCAUCGACUGGGCCCAUCUGGAGCUAGGAAGAGUGCUGGGCACAGAAUUCCAGGUCAUGUUCUUCUUCUCCGCCUUGGUGCUCACUUUGUGUUUUACUAUUCAUCUCUGCAGUAUCCCUGAAGCCCCACUUAAAGAUGUUAUAAAGGACAUUUCCCCACAGCAAGCCCCCCAGGACUUUCCAUUGUCACCAGACAAAAUGUACCAGUAUGGGUCUAUUGAGAAAGCUAAAAAUGGUUAUGUAAACCCGGAGCUGGCAAUGCAUGGGGAAAAACCCCCAAAUCCUGCUGAACAGACUAGGAAGGCAAUGACCGUGAAAUCACUGCUGAGGGAGCUGGUGAAUAUGCCUCCCCACUACCGCUGUCUUUGCAUCAGCCACCUCUUUGGAUGGACUGCCUUCCUGUCUAACAUGCUCUUCUUCACGGAUUUCAUGGGCCAGAUUGUGUACCAUGGGGAUCCCUAUGCUGCACACAACUCCACAGAGUUUCUCAUCUACGAAAGAGGGGUCGAGGUUGGAUGUUGGGGCUUGUGCAUCAAUUCCAUGUUCUCCUCACUUUAUUCUUACUUUCAGAAAUCUUUGGUAUCCUACAUUGGAUUAAAGGGUCUUUACUUCAUGGGGUAUUUGCUAUUUGGCCUGGGGACAGGAUUUAUUGGACUUUUCCCGAAUGUCUACUCCACCCUGGCUCUGUGUACCUCGUUUGGUGUGAUGUCCAGCACUCUGUACACUGUGCCCUUUAACCUCAUUGCCAAGUACCACCGCGAGGAGCAAGAAAAGAAGAGACAGCAGGCCCCGGGAGGGAGUAUGGACGGCAGUGAGAGAGGGCAGGGCCUGGACUGCGCGGUCCUCACCUGCAUGGUGCAGCUGGCUCAGAUCCUGGUUGGAGGUGGCCUGGGCUUCCUGGUCAACAAGGCUGGGAGCGUCAUUGUGGUAAUCACAGCCUCUGGGGUGGCCAUGAUCGGCUGCUGUUUUGUGGCUCUCUUCGUAAGAUAUGUGGAUUAGGUCAAUAGGGAGACAUCAUCCCUAACCUCCAACACAGUGAAGGGCAUGGUAGGAAAUCAGUCUGUCCUCUGGCUCUGCAGCUUUGGGGUCUGCCCAUUGGCUGCCCUGCGUUAUGACUUCUGCUACAGUGAUCUGCCUGCACCUCACUUUCUGCCAAACCUCUGCACAGCAGUUUCCUUAUUUUAGGCAUCAUCUAUCUUGGGAAAGACUGGGCUCUGCCUCCAUUCACCGGUGGCAAAGGUUAAUUGUGGGAGAUGGCGCCUCUAUGCGCCUUCCUACUGCAUCUCAGGACAUUCCAGGCCUUGACAAAACGCCAGAAGCCGACUAGUUUUACACAGGACAAUGGUGUUUAUUCUAUCAUGUGUUGUUUUUUUCUUAACCAGAGGUCUAUAUUUAAUCGGAGGGUCAUACUUUUCAUUAUUUCACCAAUACUCAAAAUAUUGCUGAUGAUUUAUGAUAUUAGCUUACUCAUAUUUAAUUCAUACUUCAUUUACUCAUACAGACAGUCCCUGGCUUACAAUACAAUGGUUCAAAUUACAAUUCUUCUUCCUCUUCUCCUUCUCCUUCUCCUUCAUCUUCUUUUACUUAACGAUAGUUGGAAAGCAGUGCACAUUCAGUAGAAAGCAUACCUCAGAUUGUGAAUUUUGAUCUUUUCUGGGUGAUACAUGCCCUUGUGAUGCUGGGCAGCGGCAGCCACAGCUCCCAGUCAGUCUCACCAUCCCGAGGGUGAACAACUGGUCCACUGACCACCAUUCUGUCCCCAUACAGCUCCACUGGUUUUGUUUUUGGUUUCCAUUUUCAGUAUGGUAUUCAGUAAAUUACAUGAGAUAGUCAACACUCAAAACCACUCCAUCUUCCUUCCUCCCUCUCCCUCUCACGUUAUCCAUCGUAGAGUGGCGAGGUCAUGACUAACUCAGAGGAGUGAU